AUGAAGAGGACCAGAGGGAGCCUUGAGGCCUGGGGGAGCCUGGUGCUGCUGGGCCUGUGCAGCUGGACAGGGUCCUGGGCAACUGUCCUCAAGCCCGUCAGAAACCUGAGCGUGAAGGACCAGACCAACAGUUCCAUCACGCUGGGCUGGACAGAGCCAGAUGGCACGGCCUCUCAGCACUACCUGUACAGGAUCCAAUGGGAGGGUACCGGCACACCUGGGAACAAAAGCACGGACAACACCAGCAUCCUUGUGGAUGGACUGCAGCCCGGGUCCUGGUACCAGUUUGCCGUGUGGGUGGAGCUAAAUGGAACCCGCAGCUCCGAGGAGACUUGCAAUGUCAGCACGGUUCCCAAUGUAGUGACAAGUCUCAGGAUGCAGAACCGGACCAACAGCUCCCUCACCUUGAGCUGGACAGCUCCCGUGGGCCCAGAUCAUCCUUCCUACACCUACUGGGUCUCGUGGGUCAUGGAGGGCACUAUGGUCAUUAACACUCAGGAUACCAGGGUCUCUAACACCUCGGAUACGAGGAUCACACUGGAGCAGCUGGAAGCUGGGAGCUUGUACACCUUCACUGUCCAGGCGGAGAGGAAUGGGGUCAGCACUCCCAACAGGGUCAUGGAUCUGCACAAGGAAGCUCAGACCAACAGCUCCAUCACGCUGGGCUGGACAGAGCCAGAUGGCACGGCCUCUCAGCACUACCUGUACAGGAUCCAAUGGGAGGGUACCGGCACACCUGGGAACAAAAGCACGGACAACACCAGCAUCCUUGUGGAUGGACUGCAGCCCGGGUCCUGGUACCAGUUUGCCGUGUGGGUGGAGCUAAAUGGAACCCGCAGCUCCGAGGAGACUUGCAAUGUCAGCACGGUUCCCAAUGUAGUGACAAGUCUCAGGAUGCAGAACCGGACCAACAGCUCCCUCACCUUGAGCUGGACAGCUCCCGUGGGCCCAGAUCAUCCUUCCUACACCUACUGGGUCUCGUGGGUCAUGGAGGGCACUAUGGUCAUUAACACUCAGGAUACCAGGGUCUCUAACACCUCGGAUACGAGGAUCACACUGGAGCAGCUGGAAGCUGGGAGCUUGUACACCUUCACUGUCCAGGCGGAGAGGAAUGGGGUCAGCAGUGACAACAGGACACUCACGGCCAUGUCAGCUCCCAACAGGGUCAUGGAUCUGCACAAGGAAGCUCAGACCAACAGCUCCAUCACGCUGGGCUGGACAGAGCCAGAUGGCACGGCCUCUCAGCACUACCUGUACAGGAUCCAAUGGGAGGGUACCGGCACACCUGGGAACAAAAGCACGGACAACACCAGCAUCCUUGUGGAUGGACUGCAGCCCGGGUCCUGGUACCAGUUUGCCGUGUGGGUGGAGCUAAAUGGAACCCGCAGCUCCGAGGAGACUUGCAAUGUCAGCACGGUUCCCAAUGUAGUGACAAGUCUCAGGAUGCAGAACCGGACCAACAGCUCCCUCACCUUGAGCUGGACAGCUCCCGUGGGCCCAGAUCAUCCUUCCUACACCUACUGGGUCUCGUGGGUCAUGGAGGGCACUAUGGUCAUUAACACUCAGGAUACCAGGGUCUCUAACACCUCGGAUACGAGGAUCACACUGGAGCAGCUGGAAGCUGGGAGCUUGUACACCUUCACUGUCCAGGCGGAGAGGAAUGGGGUCAGCAGUGACAACAGGACACUCACAGAAGCCACUGCUCCCAACAGGGUCAUGGAUCUGCACAAGGAAGCUCAGACCAACAGCUCCAUCACCCUGCGAUGGAAGGCCCCCACAGACCCCCACUCUCAGGCAUACAAAUAUUGCGUCCAGUGGGCCGCUGGGGGACAUCCCCAAGGAGACCAUGACCCCCGAGGACAUCAGGCCAACCAGACACGAGAGACCAAUCACACCUACUAUGAGGUUCAGGCCCUGGAACCCGGGACUCUGUACAACUUCAGCGUGUGGGCAGAGAGGAGCAACGUGGCCAGUUCUGCACAGGGCCUCCUUGAAUCCACAGCCCCAAGCAUGGUCACCAUCAUCUCCUGCAUGAGCAUCUCUGGGGGCCACGGGGUCGUCUUGACCUGGUCCUGUCCCCGAGGAGGCUAUGAGGCCUUUGAGUUGCAGGUGGGUGGACAGCAGGACUCUCAGAACAGGUCGUCCUGCGGGAAGAGGGUAUCUGUGUGGGGUCUCUGGCCGGCCCAGUCCUACCCAGUCAUUGUCACGACCAUCUGGGAUGGAAUGAAGACCCCGUCUGCCUCUGUGACCUGCCGCACCGAGAACUCAGGGGUCAUUGUGGGAGCCAUUGUUGGUGUCACCCUGUUUCUCAUCCCGGUGGGUCUGCUGAUUUUCUUCCUGAAGAAGAGGCACGAGAAGAGCCAGAGGGAACCAGCCCUCAGGCGUCUGGUCUUCAGCUUCUCAGAGGACAUCCUGGCGGAAGACUUUGCUGACCAUGUCGGGAGAAAUGAGAAGGACAGCAAUUUUGGCUUUGAGGAGGAGUACCAGCAAUUGGCUCUGGAGACCCACAGCCAGUCUCAAACAGUUGCCUUGGCUCCUGAAAACAGCAUCAAGAACCGUUACAGAAACGUGCUCCCCUAUGACUGGUCCCGUGUGCCCCUGAAAGCCAUCCAGGAGGAACCAGGCUCUGACUACAUCAACGCCAGCUUCAUGCCUGGUCUCGAGAACCCCCAGGAGUUCAUCGCAACCCAGGGUCCCCUGCCCCAGACGGUGGGUGACUUCUGGCGCCUGGUGUGGGAGCAGCAGAGUCGCACCCUCGUCAUGCUGACCAACUGUGUGGAAUCUGGCCAAGUGAAGUGUGAACAUUACUGGCCUCUUGACGCCAAGCCCUGCACACAUGGGCACCUCCAAGUGACGCUGGAGGGUGAGGAGGUGCUGGAGGACUGGACAGUCCGAGAUCUGAUGCUCCAGCACAUGCAAGAGCAGAAAACGCUGCCUGUGCGACAGUUCCAUUACAUGACUUGGCCAGACCAUGGCGUCCCCCACUCCACAGACCCCAUGCUGGCCUUCCGGAAGGUGCUGCGGCAGUGGCUGGACCAGACCACGGAGGGAGGCCCCCCCAUUGUGCACUGCAGUGCUGGCGUGGGCCGCACGGGUACCCUCAUUGCCCUGGACGUCCUGCUGAGGCAGCUGGACCGGGAUCAACGUGUGGGGCCCUUCAGCUACGUGCAGAAGAUGAGGGAAAGCCGGCCUCUGAUGGUGCAGACUGAGGCCCAGUAUGUCUUCCUGCACCACUGCAUCCUACGGUUUCUCCAGCAGUCAGGCCGAGUCCCAACAGACAAUGGGGUUGCAUAUGAGAACCCGCUGUAUGAGAAUGUCUGA
This is a messenger RNA of Neogale vison (American mink), 3321 nucleotides long. It is a transcript of the gene PTPRH, whose product is annotated as protein tyrosine phosphatase receptor type H. The transcript has 20 exons. Gene Ontology annotation, molecular function: protein binding; protein tyrosine phosphatase activity. Gene Ontology annotation, biological process: protein dephosphorylation. Bases 1 to 3321 code for a protein of 1106 amino acids. NCBI's taxonomy places the organism in Eukaryota, Metazoa, Chordata, Mammalia, Carnivora, Mustelidae. The record is from RefSeq and is a predicted model, not a curated record.